Molecule: messenger RNA, 1154 nt
Organism: Sander lucioperca (pikeperch)
Lineage: Eukaryota; Metazoa; Chordata; Actinopteri; Perciformes; Percidae
Gene: c12h1orf174
Product: chromosome 12 C1orf174 homolog
Exons: 4
Coding region: 217-804 (195 amino acids)
Source: RefSeq, a predicted model, not a curated record
UUAAUCAUCACAUUGGCGGAAAUGGGCUUCCAUAAUAUUGACUCACUGACCUCAGAGUGAACCUCUCUCAGGAAACGGCGGCUCCAUCUCCACACUAGCACACUGCAGCACAGGCGGAGACGCCACAUAUCAUCACAAGCAUAGUUAUUUGUAACCAAAGCCAGUUUAUUUAAAGAAUAUCGGGGUCGCUGAAAAACAAAAGCAUUACGCCGGCAAAUGAUGCACAAGAUGCCUGGUCAACUUGACAGCUUGAAGCCCAGAAAGAGGAAGAGCAGCUCCAGAAAGCCACAGGCUUCUACUACAAGGAGGAGAUGUAUGAAAAGUCCAGAGACACAGCCAGCCGCAGAGAGCAGUUCAGUAGUCAGUGGUUACAGCAAAGCAGACGAUCCUCUAGAGACCCUCUCCUGCAUCAGCUGUGAAUGCCACCAGUCUGCAGGCAGGAGGAGAUGCUCAGCAUCACCAAAGCUCGAGGGACAGGAGGGCAAAGAAAACGGACUAAUGACGGGGCCGGAUUUGGACAGCUGCAGAGUGAACGGCGUGUGGGACAAACGGGAGUCUGAGGACAUGGAUUGUGAAGAAACCAGCAAAAACAUCUUCCCAGAUGACGACAGUAAUCAGAUUCUUCCUGUGGAGCAGUUCUUUGGAAACUUGGAUGUUGUACAGGACUUCCCUUACAAAUCGUCGGAGAGUUCCGCCCAUGUUCAGAAGGAGAAUAGGAGACGGCAUUACUACGCACGAGAGGACAGCGAUGAAGAGGAGGCGGGCCUCAGCAGUAUGCAGCGAGAUGACAGAGGGGACACUUAGUGAAGAGUAACUGCACCGAUUGACUGUUGUGGACUCAAAGUCAUGCCUGCUGAAGGACAUACUGUACAACGCUCAGCAGGAAAAAGCAGCCAAAUUAAAGCACCUGUUCAGAUGCUGCGUUCAAUCCGAACGCUCUCUCAAAUAUAGCGUGAGUGGCGAUGCUCAUGAGUCACUGGUGAUGAAGUUGAGUAAGGGAGGCAUGAACUUGCUGUAGCUAAAUCUGCUGUUAGCCUACUAUCAUUGUAUGAGUGUAUUUGCUUCAAACCUGCUUUCAGUACCCCGACAUAAGCUGUCGUCACAACCAUAUACUGUUAAUAUUAAUGGACAAAGCAAGUGCCUUAAACCUGCAU